AUGGCGGUUGCUCUGUACGUCCACCAUUCCCAGUACAACACCGUGUCGUUCUCCAAGCCCGAGAAGUCCCGAGUCUGCUCCUGCCCCCAGUGUCUAACAGACGGGGACCCCUGGUUCUGGGAGCUGAUCAACUCAGCUCCACAACCCUUCUUAUCGGAGGAUUAUGAGACUUCAGAGGAUGACUUUAAAUGGUGGAAGGGUGUGCAGUGGGAAAAACGCAACUUCACUCUGUACAACGCGACUCUCAGCAAACUGUUUCAAGUGAUCCCACGUGUUCCGGGCGUGGUGGGAUCGAGCCCGGACCGCUGCAGGACCUGUGCCGUGGUGGGGAACUCUGGGAAUCUGAAUGGAUCAAGUUAUGGAUCUCUGAUAGACGGACAUGAUAUCGUUAUAAGAAUGAAUCGAGGACUGACCAAAGGCUACGAAGAAGACGUUGGGAAGAAAACCACUCAUCAUGUCAUGUAUCCGCAGAGCGCCAUGAGACUGGACAACUCCUCCAGACUGGUGUUCGUCCCAUUCAACAUCUACGACUUGCAGUGGAUAAUCAAUUUAUUCUCUUCUCUCUUUCACUUGGAAAACAGAGCUAAGAGCAGCAACAGGAUCGCCAACAAGGACUUGGUGAUGAUCCUCAACCCGGCCUUCAUGAGGUACGUCCAUGAGGCCUGGCUGGACAAGAAGGGCCGCUAUCCGUCCACCGGCUUCAUCGCCGUCGCUCUCAGCAUGCAGAUGUGUGAUGAGAUCAAUGUUUUUGGAUUCGGAGCUGACAGAGAUGGAAACUGGAACCAUUACUUUGAACAAAUCAAGAACAAGAAGCUGAGGACAGGACCGCACGCUGGGAAUCACGAGUACACCAUCAUCGAGGAGUUACACAACAAGGAGAAAAUUCAAUUCUUUGUACCUCAGUAG
Messenger RNA from Salarias fasciatus (jewelled blenny), 906 nucleotides. Its product is annotated as CMP-N-acetylneuraminate-beta-galactosamide-alpha-2,3-sialyltransferase 1-like. The transcript has 6 exons. Gene Ontology annotation, cellular component: membrane. Gene Ontology annotation, biological process: sialylation. NCBI's taxonomy places the organism in Eukaryota, Metazoa, Chordata, Actinopteri, Blenniiformes, Blenniidae. Bases 1 to 906 code for a protein of 301 amino acids. The record is from RefSeq and is a predicted model, not a curated record. Gene Ontology annotation, molecular function: beta-galactoside (CMP) alpha-2,3-sialyltransferase activity.